Molecule: messenger RNA, 3545 nt
Organism: Galleria mellonella (greater wax moth)
Lineage: Eukaryota; Metazoa; Arthropoda; Insecta; Lepidoptera; Pyralidae
Exons: 13
Coding region: 209-3460 (1083 amino acids)
Biological process (GO): plasma membrane phospholipid scrambling
Molecular function (GO): phospholipid scramblase activity
Source: RefSeq, a predicted model, not a curated record
UCAUUCAUAAGUGAGGUUCCGUAGUUGCCAGGGUCUGGAAACCUCUCGUCGGAACCCUAGUCUCUGGUCGCUGGCACCCACCGCGCAGGAACCCGCGCACUGUCCUAUCAUUUAUCCCAGUUGUUAUCGCUUCUCUACAGUGGUCGAACGCUUCGAAACUCGACGUUGUUUUGUUUUGUCGUGCUCAAUGUUUUAAGUGACCGAAGUCAUGAGCGGGAGGUGGCUAUGGACAAUAGCCGCAUGGGCUGUGGUGUGCGUAAGUGCCGACCGUGGAGGUUCUUCUCUGCGGGGCGCACUUGAAGCUUUGCAGCGACGGCAACGAGGUCGCAUGCACGGACCUCUUGCACCUUUACCUGAUUACGAUACUCCUAUCUAUGAAUUCGUACCGCCUCAAGGAUAUCCAGAUUCAGACUACGGCGUAGAUGUUGAGGAUAUUGAAGAUGAAUCUAAUCCGAAAUAUAUUAUCAAACUUUUAGACGAUAAUGACAGACCUCCUGAAACUUAUGAAUACAAAUUAAUCAAAAAGAAAAACUUGCAUCCAGAGAGUAUUAAGAAGGAAUCCGCUUUCCGCGAGAGAAGUCAUCAUUCAGAUAACGAAAGACUUCGAGAUUUGUUUAUGGAUAAAAAUGAAAUUGAAGAAAAAAAAGAGGCACAAGAAAAAUCCGAAAAUGAUGCCGAAUAUGCAUUAUUAUUAGGGCAACUUUGGUCAAAAUAUAAAUACAAUAAAGAACAUUCCAACAAUGCUGAGUCUGCUCCACAAGGAGUAGUUAAGUUGUAUAAAGAAAAAAUUGUGAAGAAACGAUAUCCAGAAAAUUGGGGACCGAUAGCAUUCAAGAGAAAGCGAAGUUCAGACUCUGAUGUUAAUCGCCCAAUUUCACCUGAUUUUAAUAUUGAUAGAAAUCAUGCUGAUAUUUCGACAGAUCCUAAUUACAAUAGUUAUGAGUUAACGGAUGAUGAUAAAGAUGAUCUAAGAGAAGAAUAUGCAAUAGCAUUCCAACCGUUGGAUGAUGAUACUCUAUCUGAUUUGGCUGAUGAGGAUCAGUAUUCUUACGAUUCAAUUGAAAAACGAUUUCCUGUAACAAAACGUAGUAGUGGUUCUGAUAGUUAUAAAGUACCCAAAAAAAGAUUUGUUCCAAAUAAGAAAAAAACAUUCAGAAGUAGUUCUGGCACUGAUCCAAGAAUUAUAAAAGAUUUAUCAAGAAUAUUUGGGGAGUCUGAAUCGGAUGUUAUAAAAAAUCCCGUUAAACGUAGUAGUGAACACGAGCAAAGUUCACAUGAUGUUAAACCACCAAUACUAACUUCACCAAAUGGAAACUCUACCCAUGAGCAUCACAAUAUUACCGAACAUGAUGAUAAUAGUCAUGAACAUCAUGGGCAUAAUAUACAUCAUCCUGGGAUGACGGGCAAAGAAGAAGAAAACUCGGAUCACCAUAAUCAGGAUGAGAAAGAAAAACCAAUAAAUAUUAAAAAGAAAUCUAUCGACUGGUCAGACUACUUUGGAAUAGAUAAACGUAAUAAGAAUUCAGUACCUUUUGUCAAUGGCUUAACUCAAGAUAGAUUGAGAAAACAAUACUUUGAUACCUUUAACAAAGAAGUUAUUUAUCCUACAAAUACUUUUAGAAAACAUAAUAACGUUAAAAGAAAUUACGUGCAAUCAAAUCCAAAUGAGGAAGCUGACCUUCAAAUAGAUAAUUCACAAGCUAUUGCAGUUCGUGACGAUAACAAAAGGAAUACAGUUUCUGAUAGUGAUGCAAAAUUAGAUAAUAUUGAUAGAAAAUUAAAGACAAUGGAAGGUCUUAUUGUUGACGAAGCGUUACAUUAUUCGAAUGUGGGUGAAGAACUUGACUCAAAGGAAGAACAAGAAAUGAAAGAAAAACUAUUAUCACGCCUUGCAGCUGCUUAUAGUUUGGAAAAAAUGAGAAAAGCCCUAAAAGAAUUUAAACAAAGCUUGCAAACUCAAAAGCCGGAAAGUGUUUUGGCAUCUUCUCCAGUUCCUGUCGAUGAGAUAAAAUCGAAAAGGGUAGCUGUGAAAAAGGAAAAAGUGGAUAUUAAAAGUAACGAAAUACCAUCAUUUAAUAAAGGAGAGGACUCAAAUGAUGAUUUUGAAAGUGAACAAGGGGCUGGUCAUUAUUUAAAUGGUAAAAUGGAAGAACAAUUUUCUGAAGGAUACAUGGGUGGUAGUGGCAGACAUCGAACUCCUGCAAUUUCUACAGUGGGUGCUGCUGGCUCUUGUCCUGUUCUUGCAAAGAUAAUACAACGCUGCCGUGGAGUGGAUUUACUGGCUGGUGAUCGCGGACAGCUAUUUCUACCUUUGUGUAGCUUACAUCAAAUUUGUUACCUAUGCGGAGAGGCGCCACCGACAACUUGCGACUUAGUCUUUCUAUCGGAAGCUGAUACCACAUGUGAGGGCGAUAUGGGUUGCCAGAGAGCAGCACGAUCAGCUCUUAUGGCAUUACGAGAAUUACAUGACAGCUUAGCUGAUGAAUUAGACGGAGAAUGUGAAGCGAGCCCCUGUCUACCAGCCACAUUGAAGCUAAACGUUGGUUGGCAACGCGCCCUCCAACGAUAUCAUAUUUCUGAUACGAAAAGAAUAAAUUGUGAAAUGGAUAUAAAUUCAACGAGACAAAGAGUAUCCAGUCUCGGUGUUGAUAAUCUGGCAGCUACACAAGACAAUGGCUCCACAUUAAAACCAGAAUUAGUUAUAAAUAUUCAACCUCAAGCAAGUGGCAACACACGUGCAGCACUGCCGGUAUCUACUUUGGACUGGAGCACCAGCAACACUCGGGGACAGUUCAUUCCUGUACACGGCCUUGACUUCCUUAUCGGAGUUUCUAGCUUGCUUAUCCAACAAACUGUUGAACUGGAUGAUUUAACUUCUAAAAUCGAAUCGGAAAACCGUUACAUUGUAAGGGUGCCUCACGGAGAAGCUUUGUACAUAGCGAGCGAGACGUCCCCAAAAUCAAUGAGAUGUCUGUGCGGUCCUGGGAGGCCCUUCGUGAUGCAUCUCCAUGAUAAUACGAGACAGGAAGCUCUGGUGCUUCACCGGAGACUAGCGGCUGCUUCUUGCUGCUUUCCAUGCAGAUUGCAGGAAAUGAAAGUGAUAACCCCGCCCGGGGACUACGUGGGUCGAGUGCAGCAACAGUGCAGUUGGAUGCCGCUGUACAAGGUACGAGACAUCCACGACGACGUGCUGUUCGUGAUCGAAGGCCCCGCCGCACUGACGAGGAGCGCGCUCAUGCUUACGGAAUUCAAGAUUAUGUCAGCUGACUCUCUUCGGGAAGUGGGCAAAAUAGCCCACGGAUGGGACCGAGCAUUGAAUAGUUUCGUAACUACCCUGCAGAUUCCCAACACGACUGUGCAACCUAAACAUAAAGCGCUACUAUUGGGAGCCAUAUUUCUUUUGGAAUAUACAUACUUUAUGAAAUCGAAGUCCAGUUGUUUACGGUUUAACUGCUGCUGAGUUUAUUGUUUAUUAUAAUAUUAAGACUUUUAAUGUUGUUACAUUGUAUUAUAUAAUUAAAUUAUAUGUCUCGUUGAUUUAACAA